Molecule: messenger RNA, 1731 nt
Organism: Acanthosepion pharaonis
Lineage: Eukaryota; Metazoa; Mollusca; Cephalopoda; Sepiida; Sepiidae
Source: the annotation of a GenBank genome assembly
AUGCACCAUCAAUCUGUUCCCCUUCAUCUUCUUUCUCGUUCCUCUUUUUUCUUCUUCUUCGUUCUUCAUCUUUGUUAUUCUUUUCCAUUUUCUUCUCUUCCUCCCCCUCCUCCUCUUCCUCCGUUUUCUUCUUCUUCUUCUCCUUCUUCUUCUUCUUCUUCUUCUUCUUCUUCUUCUUCUUCUUCUUCUCUCUGUGUACCUAUUUUACCUUCUUCUUCUUCUUCUUCUUCUUCUUCUUCUUCUUCUUCUUCUCCCACCUCCUAUAUCUUUCUCGUUUUUCUUUUCUCUUCCUCUACUCUUAAAUUUUUAUUCUUCUCUACUUUCUUUUCUUUUUUGUUUCUUCUCUCUUCCUUCUUUCCUUCUCUUUUAUUUCCGUCCUUUUCCUUCCUUUCACCAACUUUCUUCUACUUCAAUUUUUUUCUUUCAUCAUCUUUUCUCCUUCCUUCCUUUCUUUCUUUCUUUCUUUCUUUUCUCUCUUUUCCUUUCUUUCUUUUCCUUUCUUUCUUUUCAUUUCUUUCUUUUCAUUUCUUUCUCAUUUUUUCUCUUCUUUUCCUUUUGUCAUCUAUAUCUUCCUUCACAGUGGUAAUUUUUUCUACUUCAAUUCUGACCAUUCUUCACCCUUUCUUCUCGCUUCCUUCCGUCUUCUUUCUUUAUUCCUUCCUACCCUUCCUUUCCUUCCUCCCUUCCUUUUCUCUCCUUCAACUCUUUUCCCAUCCUUUCAUCUUCCCUUCUCUUUUCUCUUCUCAUCAUUUCUACUGUCUGCCUCCUACCAAUCCUUUGUCUUCCUUCCUUCCUUCUUCCUUCCUUCCUUCCUUCCUUCCUUCUUUUCUUACUACCCUUUCUUUUUUAUCCUCCUUCCCUUAUUUCAUCUUUCCAUCUUUCCUCUCUCCUUUUUCUCCUUCUUUCUCUUUUUUUCUGUUCCUUCUUUCUUCUUCCAUUUUUUUCCUCCACUCCUUUUUCUUUCUUUUAUUCCCCUUUCCUUCAUUUUUCUUUUUUUUCAUUCUUUUCUUUUGUUUCGUUAGUUCCUCUUCGCUUUUUUCCUUCAUUCAUUCAUUUUAUCUUUUCUCCCCAUAUUUUUCUUUCUUUCUUUCUUUCUUUCUUUCUUUCAUUUUCUUUCCUUGUUUUUUAUUUUUUUUUUUUCAGAAUUUACUUUUUUUUACUCAUUUUUGGAGACAGAAAAUUUUUUUUCGCCUCUUCGUCACUUUUUACCCAUGUGUCAUCUUUUACAUUCUUAAUAUGUUUCCAAUUUCCUCCCUUAUUCAUUCUCUCUCACUCUGUCUACCCUUUUUGCUUUUUUUCAAUUCUAUUUUUUCGUUCGUUUUUCAAGUUUAUUUGAAUUCCUUUCCUUUGUUAAGCCUCUUUGGGUCUCUGCCAGUUAAGCUUUCUUCCAUAUCUCGUUUUUCGUUCGGUCGUCCUUCCUUCCUUCCUUCCUUCCUUCCUUCCUUCAAAAUUCCUUGUUCUCUUCCUUUAAAAUUUUUUCUUCGUUCUCCUUUCGCUCCUUCGUUCCUUCAUUCGUUCGUUCGCUUCUUCCUUCCUUCCCUCUUUCGUUUGUUCAUUCGUUUUUCUUUUUUUUUUCUUCGUUCUUUCCUUUUCCUUUUGUUUGCUAUCUUCAUUUUUCUUUCUGACUUUUCUUUAUUUUUUCACUUUCUCUCAUUCCUUCUUUUUUAUUUUUCAUCGAUUCUCUUCGACUUAUUAACAUUUUUAUUCGUGUUCUUUCUCUGUUUUCCUUGA